Drosophila elegans is the source of this 1243-nucleotide messenger RNA. RefSeq names its product metaxin-2. The transcript has a single exon. Gene Ontology annotation, biological process: mitochondrion organization. The record is from RefSeq and is a predicted model, not a curated record. Gene Ontology annotation, cellular component: SAM complex. Bases 73 to 921 code for a protein of 282 amino acids. NCBI's taxonomy places the organism in Eukaryota, Metazoa, Arthropoda, Insecta, Diptera, Drosophilidae.
CUGUCAAUUAUAUUUGGCUUGCUCAAAAGCCAAAAACACUCGCUUUUAGUCAAAAUUUCCGGCACUUCGAAUAUGAAUGUGGAGCAGAGCUUGACCGCUGCCUUGAUGCAGACACCGGGGCGCAAGGCGGAGGAGGAGGAGGCGUGGCCGGCGGACGCCCACCUGCAUCAGCCGCCCGAGAUGAGUCAACUGCUGUUGGCGGAGCGUUCCAGCUGUCUGGCGGUGAAGACCUUCCUGCUCAUGAGCGGUCUGCCCUUUUCGGAGCGGAUCAGCGAGAAUGCGGAGUUCAUGUCGCCGGGCGGUCGAUUGACCCACCUGCCGCUGCUUUGCUUGGGUCCGAUUGCGACUUUCGCCGAGUUCGAGCCGAUCGUGGCCCAGGUGGAGGCCAUGCGGGCGGUGAACGACUGGAUGUCCGAGGAUCAGCGCGAGGAUGUCCGCUGUCUGGUUACCUACGUGGAGAAUGUCUUCACGCUGGCCGAACUCCAUAUGAGUUUCGUGGACUCCGGUAACUAUCAACUGUACACGGCACCGCGCAUUGAGGCAGCUCAUCCCUGGCCACUGGGCCUCAUCCGCCGGUUGGCCAAGCAACGGGAGGCGAGGCGGAUACUGAAGGUCUACCAGUGGCAGGACAUGGACAACGACCAGGUGCUGCACGAGGUGGGCCUCUGUGUCGACGCACUGAUUGCCCAGCUGGAGGAGCACCAGCCCGAGGGUUACCUCUGCGGCCAGCGGCCUUGUCAACUGGACGCCCUGGUCUUUGGCCACAUGGUGGCCAUAGCGACCACCCAGCUGCCCAACAUGGAGCUGGCCGAGAUCCUGGCCACCUAUCCCCGUCUAAUGGCCCACUGUCGGCGCAUCGACGAGCGCUUCUUCGGGGGAAAACUCCUCGCCGGAGUGGAGCAGCUCGAGUUGAGCAAAUAAAAUGAAUGAAGAGCAGAACGGGAUGGGAUGGGACACCCUCCACACCCAGUCGCCGGCACAAAGGAUUCUUAUUGUUUUUUUAUUUGGUCAGGGGUCGGUCGGGAAGCCAAUCAAAAAUAUGCAAAGCAUUUACAAUAAAAACGGCAUGGGGAGCAGGUCGGGCCAGAGAUAAGGAUAAGCCAGUGCACAAUGCCAUAAAAUACAGCAACAGACAGGACGAACACUGCGAGAAAAAUUACACAACACCCUUUGUCAAAAUUCCUAGAUCAAAGACAAAAUUAUUAAAUGUCCAACUGAGCUUGGGUUUGGCAAAUACAUUCAA